AUGUCCAAAUCCGACAGUGAUUUUUACAUUCCUCUCGAUCUCCAGAUCAAUAUACUCUUAGGGUUGCCUUUGAAAUCUCUGUCAAGAUUUAGAUGCGUCUCCAAGCUUUGGUUAUCUAUCAUCACCAGCCGAGAUUUCAUAAACCGGCGCUUGAAUAUCACACCUCCUCCUCGUCUCCUCAUUGCUUUUGCCGAUUUUCACGGAGCAAAUAUUCUGAUAGCCUCGACGCCUAACCCAAACGCAUCUUCAUACUCUUCUUCUUCUUCUAACAAAGAUCUGAUCCUAGUAAACACUAAAGGCAAAGUGGUGUAUAAUGCAUGUCAGGGCUUGAUCUGCGUUCGGGCCGGUUUCAAGGACGUGGGAAUUUGUAACCCUAGCAACAGGCAAGUGCAUACUUUUCAUGAUUUCGAGUUCAAAGAUACUCCACAAGUUUUUCUACCCCCCAAGUAUAUGUUGGGGUACGAUCCUGUUGAAGAUCAAUACAAAGUGCUUGCCCUUGAUGCUGUGUAUUGGAUAUUGGAGCACAAGGUUGUGGUAUUGGGAGGAGAAGAAACUUGGAGAGAGGCUCCGUUUGUAGCAUAUCCUUACAUUGUUUGUACAAGGUGUUUGUAUAUGAACGGAGCAAUAUACUAUGGGGCUAUUUUGAAAGACAUUGAGUCCCCGCAUAAUUCUAUAAUUGGGAGAUUUGAUGUUAGGCUUGAAACGUUCACCAUCAUCAAAGUACCAAGCAAACUUGUACCAACUGGUUAUACGAAUAUGUGGCUUGCUAAGCCAUGGCUUUGUACAGAUAAAAUUUUAAUCGACUACAAAGGGACAAUUGGAGUGGUCGAGAAUCCUCGUGAGGGUAGUUUUCGAAUGUGGGUUUUAGAAGAUGCUGAGAAAGAGGUUUGGUCUAUGAACACUUUUGCUUUGCCUGAAUCUUUUGCUCGGCUUGACUUCAAGGUCAUGGAAACCUUUUCAACGGGCGAGGUUUGUCUGGUUCUGAACGAGUUUUCUGAUCCCUUUUGUCUUUUCUAUUACAAUUUGGAGGAAAAAAACAUGAGAAGUGUUACAAUAGAAGGACUGCCUAUGUCCGAGCUUAAGAAAGCCCAGCUUCAUUCUCUUAAUAAUUCUUUUUCUGUGUCUGUUUCGGAUCAUUAUGAGAACUCCAUGUCCUUCGAUAACUAA
Messenger RNA from Eruca vesicaria subsp. sativa (arugula), 1167 nucleotides. The record is from the annotation of a GenBank genome assembly. Lineage: Eukaryota; Viridiplantae; Streptophyta; Magnoliopsida; Brassicales; Brassicaceae.